AUGUCUUUUCCUGUAGAAUUAGAAUAUGUAUCUUGCGUAACCAAAAGAAAAAGAAUAUGUAUCUUGCUUGCUCACCACCAAAAAUAAGAAUAUGUAUCUUGCUCUCACCUACAGCAAAACUCUCUUACAAAACAGCUUCUCAAUUUCUGAAACCCAUCUCAAAUUAAAAUUAACCACCUAAAUAUUUGAGUCUUCAACCUAUUGGUAUCUCUGUUUUAUUAACUUGUUUUCAGUUUCCGUCAUUCUUCCAUUUCAUAUAGAAAAAAAAAAAAAAAAACUGAAAAAAAAAGUAAUCUUAUAUAUUUUAAAUUCAGUACUCACUCUGUUGAUUUCAAAGGUUGGAGUUCGAGAUCAAAUAGCACCAAUUGUUCCGUUCAUUAUUUGUAAUACAGGCAAACUCAAGUCACAAGGAAGAGGAGAAGAAAAGAUAAUCAAUGGAAAUUCUAUCUUCUAUUGUUGGAAUAGUAGCAGAACAUACUGUUGUGCCUAUUGGACGUCAAGCAAGUUACUUGAUAUUCUACAAAGGCAAUUUCAGUAUGUUAUCAGUUCAUGUUAAAGACCUUGAGGCUGCAAAAGAAAGAAUAACCCAUUCAGUUGAAGAAGAAAAGAGAAACGGUAAAAAGAUUGAAACAGAUGUGAUGAACUGGUUAGAGAAAGUGGAUGAGGUCAUUGAAAAGGCAAAUCAGCUUCAAAAGGAUCCUCUUCGUGCCAACGCUAGGUGCUCAGCAUGGUCGUUCCCCAAUUUGAUUUUGCGUCAUCAACUAAGUAGGAAGGCCACAAAAAUUGUAAAAGAUGUUAAUGAAGUUCAAGAAAAAGGGAAGUUUGAUCGAAUUGGUUACCUUCCCACCCUAGAUGGAGAAGCCUCCUCCUCCUCAACAAAAGGUGGUGAAAAUUAUGAGACAAGGGAAUCACUUAAAGAGAACAUUAUGAAGGCACUAACACACCAAAAUUCAUGCAACAUUGGGGUCUAUGGGUUGGGUGGGGUGGGUAAAACCACUCUGUUGCAGGAAGUUUUUGAAAUAUCUAAGCAACGCAAAUUGUUUGAUACAAUUGUUACAACGAAUGUAACAAAAGAUCCAGACAUUAAAACAAUUCAAGGGGAGAUUGCAGAUUUGUUGGGUCUACGAUUCGAUGAGGAGACUAUUCUUGGCAGAGCACAUCGCCUGAGACAAAGAAUCAUGAUGGAAAAAAAUAUCCUUAUCAUUCUAGAUGAUAUAUGGACCAAACUUGAUUUGAAGAAAGUUGGAAUUCCAUUUGGUAAUAAACAUAAUGGUUGUAAAUUGUUGAUGACAUCCAGAAAUCAAGAUGUGUUGCUUCAAAUGGAUGUUCCAAAGGAUUUAACUUUCAAACUUGAACUUAUGAGUGAAAACGAGACAUGGAGCUUGUUUCAAUUUAUGGCUGGGGAUGUGAUUAAAGAUAGCAAUUUGAAAGGUGUAGCAAUUCAAGUUGCCAAAAAAUGUGAAGGUUUGCCUCUUGUGGUAGUGGCAGUUGCUCGAGCAUUGAAAGAUAAGAGGGAUGUUCAAUCUUGGAAAGAUGCAUUAAGGAGAUUACAAAGUGGUCAUCAUACAAUUUUUUCUGCUUUGGAAUUGAGUUACGACUCAUUGGAGAGUGAUGAAAUGAGGGAUGUCUUCUUGCUUUUUGCAUUAUUUCCAAGUCAAAUGGUAGAUUACUUUCUUAAAGUUGCAAUGGGUUUGGAUAUAUUAAAGGAUAUUAAGACUGUGGAUGAUGCUAGAAACAGAAUUAAUCCAAUAAUCCAUUCUUUGGAGGCGUCUUGUUUGAUUGAUAUUAAAACAAGUGGAAAAAUCCAAAUGCAUGACUUUGUUCGGGAUUUUGCUAUCUCCGUAGCACGUAGGGACAAACAUGUAUUUCUAAGAAAACAAUCAGAUGAGGAAUGGCCAACCAAGGAUUUUUUAACAAGGUGCACGCAGGUUAUUUUAGAUAAUUAUAUGCACGAGCUUCCUGAAAUGAUUGAUUGUCCAAACAUUAAGUUUUUCUUUUUGUCCAGCGAGAAUCUUUCUUUAGAAGUCCCUGACAAUUUUUUUGAGGGUAUGGGAAGCCUUAGAGUCCUAGAUUUAACAUCUCUGAACUUGUCUUCAUUACCCACUUCAUUUCGGUUCCUAACCAACCUUCAAACACUGUGUUUGUAUUUUUGCAUUUUGGAAAAUAUGGUUCAAAUUAAAGCUUUGCAAAAUUUAGAAAUUCUUUGCCUUGGGAAUUCUUCAAUGACUAAGUUGCCAACAGAAAUAGGGCAAUUGACUCAAUUGAGAAUGCUUGAUUUGAGCAAUUCAGGAAUAGAAGUAAUCCCACCCAACAUUAUAUCAAGCUUGACCAAACUGGAGGAGUUGUACAUGGGCAAUACCUUUGUUAAUUGGGAAGAUGUGAGUUCAACAGUUCAAAACAAAAAUGCUAGCAUUGCUGAGCUUCGAAAACUACCCAAUUUGACAAGUCUAGAAUUACAAAUUCGUGAGACUUGGAUGUUGCCAAGGGACUUGCAGACGGUGUUUGAGAAGUUAGAACGAUAUAAAAUAACUAUUGGUGAUGUAUGGGAAUGGUCUGACAUUGUGGAUGGAAGCUCAAAAACAUUGAUGCUCAAACUUGGUACUAAUAUACAUUUGGAGCACGGAAUUAAAGCAUUGAUUAAAGGUGUUGAGAAUUUGUACUUGGAUGUUGUAAACGGAAUUCAAAAUAUGGUUUAUCAACUAAACGGAGAAGGAUUUCCGUUGUUGAAACAUCUCCACAUCCAAAAUAAUGCAAACAUGAAGCAUAUUGUUGACUCUCAAGAGAGGAAUCAAAUGCAUGUGUCCUUUCCCAUGUUGGAAACACUAGUACUUCAUAAUCUUAAAAACUUGGAGCAUAUAUGUCUUGGUCCACUUUCAAUUGCUUCUUUUGGAUGUCUUAGUGCUAUCAAAGUCAAAAAUUGUGUCCAAUUGAGAUAUCUUCUCUCUUUUCCGUUGGUUAAAGAACUUUCCCACCUUUCUAAGAUUGAAGUUUGUCAUUGCAAUUCUAUGAAGGAGAUAGUGCUUGGAGACAACAAUUCAAGUGCAUCAAUGGUUUUUCUAUUCCGUUCUUUGACUUUAGAACAUUUGGAGACACUUCAGAAUUUCUUCUCCGGAAAUGACCAAAAGCAUCAAUUGUUAGAUCCUUAUGUGUCAACACCAUUGUUCAAUGCUCAGGUUGCAUUUCCUAAUUUGGAUACUCUUAAAUUGAGCUCACUCAAUUUGAAUAAAGUUUGGGAUGACAGUCAUCAUUCUAUGUGCAAAUUAACUAGCUUGAUUGUGGAGAAUUGUGGUGGAUUGAAGUACUUAUUCUCGUCAACUAUGGUUGGAAGUUUCAAGAACCUCAAACACCUUGAAAUAAGUAAUUGUCCUUUGAUGGAGGAGAUAAUAGCCAAAGAAGAGACAAACAAUGAAAUAGAAGAGGACGUUCAUUUUUUCAAAUUAGAGAAAAUCACAUUGAAGGACAUGGACAAGUUGAAGACAAUAUGGCACCGCCAAUUUGAAACAGUGAAGAUGUUGCAAGUGAGCAAUUGUAAGAAAAUUGUGGUGGUUUUUCCUUCUUCAAUGCAAAAAACAUAUACUAAGCUAGAGAUGUUGGAGGUUACAGAUUGUGCUUUAGUAGAAGAGAUAUUUGAACUGACUUUCAAUGAAAAUGGCAGUGCAGAGAAUACAACACAUUUGAAAGUUGUUAUUGAUGGAUUGCCAAAACUGAAAAAUAUAUGGAGUGGGAAUCAUUACAGUGUUCUUAGUUUUCAAAUUCUUAUAUUUGUAAAACUUACAAACUGUGCAAGCUUGGAGUAUCUAUUACCACUUUCUAUAGCCACUUGUUGUUCACAUCUCCAACAACUUCAUAUAAACAAAUGUGGAAAUAUGAAGGAAAUUGUUGCAGAAGAGAAGGAGAAAGAAUCUGGAGUGAGUGCAGCUCCCACAUUUGAGUUUAAUCAACUAAGUAGUUUAUUGCUUUGGAACAUGCAUAAACUCAAGGGUUUCUAUGCUAAAGAGCAUACCCUAGCAUGUUUAUCUUUGAAGAACAUUAAUGUUUCCAAUUGUGCAAAGUUGAAUUUGUACAGAACUCUAUCUACAAGAAGCUCCAAUUUUCAAGAUGACAAACUCUCCGUUUUAACGCCACAACCACCUUUCAUUGUCGAAGAGGUGAUUUCAAAUUUGAAGGAGUUAAGAGUAAAUCACAAAGAAGCUAACUUGAUAUUGCAAGCUCAAAACUCAAGUGCCCUAUUCACCAAAAUGACAUUUCUUGGUUUGUCCCAUUAUAUUAUUGAAGAUGCUACAUUCCCUUAUUGGUUUCUUCAAAAUGUGCACACUCUUGAGUCACUACGUGUUGAAUGGAGUUGCUUCAAGAAAAUAUUUCAAGAUGAAGGACAAAUAAGUGAGAAGAAGACUUACCCACAGCUCAAAAGGCUCACUUUGUAUCAGUUACAAAAACUUCAACAUAUAUGUGAAGAAGGCUUUCAAAUUGACCCAGUUCUUGAGCUCCUUGAAUACUUAGAUGUUAAGUUUUGUUCCAGUUUGUUAAGUUUAUUUCCUUCCUCUGUCACCCUUCAUCAUCUUGAAUAUAUGGUGAUAAAAGGUUGCAAUGGGUUAAGAAAAUUAAUUACAUCAUCUACGGCACAAAGUUUGCACAAGCUCACCUCGCUGAAGGUAGAAGACUGUAAUUCACUUGAAGAAAUAAUUACUGGAGAGGAAAAUGUUGGCAUUGCAUUUAUUAGUUUAGAAUUAUUGUUGUUGGAUUGUUUGCCAAGCCUCAACAAAUUUUGUUCUAGUAAGUGCUUCUUGAAGUUUCCGUUGUUGAGGGAAUGUCCUCGCAUGAAGAUUUUUUCGGAGGGAAACACAAGCACACCAAAUCUUCGAAAAGUUAAAAUUGCAGAAAAUGAUGAAUGGCUUUGGAAGGGAAACCUAAAUGAUACAAUAACCAACAUGUUUGCACACAAGGUGGCAUUUGGUUGUUUUAAGCAUUUAAAACUAUCUGAAUAUCCAGAGUUGAAAGAAUUGUGGUAUGGUCAACCUCAGCACAAUGUAUUUAGGAGUCUGAAGUAUCUAGUGGUUCAUAAAUGUGAUUUUUUAUCUGAUGUGCUCUUUAAACCAAAUUUGCUAGAAGUGAUAAUGAACUUGGAAGAACUAGAUAUCAAAGAUUGUAAUUCAUUAGAAGCAAUUUUUGAUUUGAAAGGUGAAUUUGAAAAAGAAAUUCUUGUGAAGAAUUUUACUCGGUUGAAGAAAUUAAAACUAUCUAAUCUUCCAAAACUGAAGCAUGUAUGGAAGGAGGACCAACAUAACACUAUGAGGUUUCAAAAUUUAAGUGAAGUAUCUGUUGAGAAGUGCAGAAGCUUGAAAAGCCUCUUUCCGCUCUCAGUAGCUAGAGAUAUGAACCAAAUUCAAAUACUUGAAGUGACUUCAUGUGGGAUUGAAGAAAUUGUUGGCAGGGAGGAAGGAGUGGAUGAGAUAGUUGAAUUUGUGUUUCCUAUUUUAACAUCCAUUGGACUUCACAAUUUGGCCAAACUUAAGACAUUCUUUGCCGGAGUCCAUUCUCUUCAAUGUAAAUCAUUGAAAACGAUCGACUUGUUCAGAUGUCCAAAUAUUGAGCUAUUUAAGACAGAGCCUUUGAGACAGCAAGAAAGUGCCAGAAAUGAUGAGCUCAAUAUCUCAACAUAUCAACCUUUGUUUUUGAUUGAAGAGGUACUUAACAAUGUGGUGGAGAGUUUGAAUAUGAAUUUUAAAUAUUUUGACAUGAUAUUGCAUAGCCAAUAUUCAGGGGUUCAAUUCAACAAAGUCAAUUACAUUGGUGUGAGCGAAUGCUACAAUGAAGAAGCUACUUUUCCAUAUUGGUUCUUGAAAAAUGUCCCUAAUUUGAAAACAAUAUUAGUCAAACGGAGUUUCUUCCGGGAGAUAUUUCAAGGUGAACAACUCGUAAGUACGGAAAAGGAAACUCAAGUUCUCCCGCAAAUCAGAAAUUUGGAAAUAUGGUUCAUGGAUAAGCUUCAAUUUAUAUGCAAAGAAGGAUUUCAAAUGGACCCCAUUCUUCAUUUUCUUGAAAGCAUUCAUGUUCAUCGCUGUUCCAGUCUAGUGAAAUUGGUGCCUUCUUCUGUUACCUUUAAUUACUUGACCCACUUGGAGGUAACAAACUGCAAUGGUUUGAUAAAUUUGAUAAUGUACUCAACAGCAAAGAGUCUUGUCAAACUCACAAACAUGAAGAUUAAAAUGUGUAAUUGGCUUGAGGGUGUAGUCGACGGCAAAGAAGAAGAUGAGAUGCACAAGAUUGAAUUUUAUAGUUUACAGCAUCUAGAACUUGUUUCUUUACCACGGCUCCGUCUAUUUUGCUCAUGUCCAUGUCCCAUUAUGUUUCCGUUGCUGGAAGUUGUAGUUGUCAAAGAAUGUCCUCGAAUGGAACAUUUUUCAUUUGGUGUGACCAACACAACAAUUCUUGAAAAUGUACAAUUUGAUGAAGAAAACCACUGGGAAGGCGACCUCGAUGGAACAGUAAAGAAAUUGUUUGAUGACAAGGGAGUCUCGCAUUCUAAUGUUGAAUGAUAUAUCAUAGCAUUUGCAAGGGAAGGUUUGCUGACAGGAUCGCCCUACUUCGUGGUUCUAGUUUCACUUGGCGGAAUCAUGUUAUUUCUGAUGUCUUUGUAGUUUAUCAUUGUAAUAGGUGUGAUCUAUCUUGAAUUUAGAUUUAAAAAAUUCUUUGUUCUUGUAUUCAAACUACACUCUUUUUUUCUUCAUCAAGGUUUUAUCCCAUUAAACUUUCCUAUUUGGUUUGUACUAUUGUUAACUUGGGUUUUGGUUUAGUACCCCCAAAUAUUUUUAUUUUAUUUUUAAUAAUAUUCAGUUAGAGUUGCCAUUUUGGUUGA
Messenger RNA from Trifolium pratense (red clover), 6856 nucleotides. RefSeq lists its product as uncharacterized. Bases 435 to 6536 code for a protein of 2033 amino acids. The transcript is spliced from 11 exons. Lineage: Eukaryota; Viridiplantae; Streptophyta; Magnoliopsida; Fabales; Fabaceae. Gene Ontology annotation, molecular function: ADP binding. The record is from RefSeq and is a predicted model, not a curated record.